AUGGUCUCAGCUCCUGCCAAGGAGUCAGCUCCGAUGCUCUUCCCCUCCGACGGGAAGCCACCCUACGUGCACCUGCGCGAAACGACCUUGACGUUCAGCAGGCCGCUGGGGGGAAACGAACUAGGUUACGUGCUGCUGCGUCGCACGCGCGGAUAUUACGACUCGUUCACCAUUGUUUCCCUCGUUUGUUCCGGUGGGCACACUAUCACCGACGACGAGGUCGUACAGGCCUGCGCAGCUCUCCGCCUCCGCCACCCUCUCCUCGCGUCUAAGGUCGCAUACAGCACCAUGGAACCCCCGACGCUGGUCUACACCUCCCCCCUUACUGAAGCCCACGCUGUUCGCGAGGCUAGGGCCCAAAUCGAAAUCCACGCCUUCCAUGAUCAGGAUGCCUCCACGGAGACACUUCGCGACCAGUGGUUAUACGCCAACCCUGAGGAGGCCCUCGACCUGCGUAACGGGACCUGUUCCCUCUACUGGGGGCGCGACACCGACUCGCGCUCUGGAAAGUACAUCCUCGGCUUCAUGACGCCACACUUCAUCACCGAUGGCCGCCGCCGGCUGAACCUCGUUCGCUGCAUGCUCGACUUGCUUGCCACCCCGGGUCGCGCUGCGCACGAAUUGGCAGCACACUUCAGUGGGAAAAUGCCAAUCGUGGAGAUCCCGCCCGCAUGGGAGAGCCUUUGUCCCGACAUGCGCACCACCGAUCCAGCCGAACUCGCGAAGGCAAAGGAGGCAUUCGACGAGCUCGUCAAAUUCAGGAGCAAGCCGCGAUUCGUGCGUCAAAUCUGGUCUACGGAAGAGACCAAGCGCAUCUUGAAAGCCUGCAAGGCUCACGGCGUCACGAUCACUCACCUCGCCAACAUCGCUAGCGCUUUCGCUACUGUGCAACAUCCAGGUGCUGCCGAUCGUAAUGGGGUUCCCAGAGACGAGGAUUCGUACUACUUCGAGUUCUCCCAGGCGAUCGACCUCAGCGCAAAAGUGCCCAGGCUGUCGAACAACGGGGAGAUGAGACGGCCGUUCGCAUGCCGCCAAAUCGGCAGGCCAGGACGCGAUUUGGGAUGCCGCGCGCCAAUUCAAGGAGCGGAGCGACGCCUUCGUGAAGUCACCUUACUUCUGGCACUUCAAUGGUUUCUACGGUGCGAUCGCUUCGAGAACUACAUGGCUCAGAUGACUGGCAAGCCGUUCGUGCCAUACAUGAGCAGCCUGGGCGACCUGAAGAGCAUCCUGCCGAUUCGUUACCCCGUCCAGCUCCCUCAUGUGAAUGGGGACGUCGACGGGUCGACGAGUCACAGCGCGGAGGUCCGAAUCUUGGACCAAAUCACGUCGGGGAAGAUCGAUCCGCAGGUAUCCAGCUUCCUGAUGUACACGUUCGACGAGAGCUUGAACCUCCAGUUCAAAUGGAACGCGGGUCGCUCGAGCUAUUCGCAAGUGGCCGACGACGAAGGCACUAUGUAG
Molecule: messenger RNA, 1458 nt
Organism: Fomitopsis serialis
Lineage: Eukaryota; Fungi; Basidiomycota; Agaricomycetes; Polyporales; Fomitopsidaceae
Exons: 4
Coding region: 1-1458 (485 amino acids)
Source: RefSeq, a predicted model, not a curated record